Humulus lupulus (European hop) is the source of this 1748-nucleotide messenger RNA. RefSeq lists its product as uncharacterized. The transcript has 10 exons. Gene Ontology annotation, cellular component: cytoplasm. Bases 173 to 1546 code for a protein of 457 amino acids. NCBI's taxonomy places the organism in Eukaryota, Viridiplantae, Streptophyta, Magnoliopsida, Rosales, Cannabaceae. The record is from RefSeq and is a predicted model, not a curated record.
AGAGAAGGGUACUUCUUAAGAUUAUUGUUGCUUUAAAUUUCUGCCAAGUGGCGACUCCAUUGUAGUCCACUACUGAUAAACCCUUACUCUUAAAAAAAAAGAGAGAAAAAAAAAUCUUAAAACCCCAAAAAGCCCUUUACCACCAACCAUCGAGCGAGACCAGAUAGCCACCAUGGCUUCAUUAUCAGCAGACCUAGCCACGGCCAUCAUCGGCCUCACAUAUCGGAGUCCCACGACACUCUACCGGGUUCGAACCGCAGUCCAUCUCCCUCUCCUAUGGAGACCCAGGACUCCCCACUCUCAUGCGGUAAGCUUCUCCACGUCGUAUUUUCGCUCAAGACUCCUUGCCCCCGACUUCGCCAAGCCGAUGCUCGGCUCUCGAAGCCGCACUGUGGCCUUUUCGGUCGCAACCACGUCGCAGGAGAGCGAUACCUCCGACGUCACUACGAAAAUUCCACCCGAUAAUAGGAUCCCGGCCACCAUAAUUACCGGUUUUUUGGGCUCCGGGAAGACAACAUUGCUCAACCAUAUAUUGACUGCGGAACAUGGAAAGCGGAUUGCAGUUAUUGAGAAUGAGUUUGGUGAGGUAGACAUUGAUGGUUCCUUAGUCGCCGCAAAAACUACUGGGGCUGAAGAUAUUAUUAUGUUGAAUAACGGUUGCCUUUGCUGCACUGUGAGGGGUGAUCUUGUAAGGAUGAUAUCAGAGUUGGUGGAGAGGAAGAAAGGGAAAUUUGAUCAUAUUGUGAUUGAGACUACAGGGUUGGCAAAUCCAGCACCGAUCAUUCAGACAUUUUAUGCAGAAGAUAAAAUAUUUAAUGAUGUCAAGUUAGAUGGUGUUGUCACUUUGGUGGAUGCCAAACACGCUGGAUUUCAUUUGGACGAAAUCAAGCCAAAAGGAGUGGUUAAUGAAGCAAUAGAGCAGAUUGCUUAUGCUGAUCGUAUUAUUGUGAAUAAGACUGAUCUUGUGGGAGAGUCGGAAAUAGUUUCAUUGGUUCAACGAGUUCGGAACAUCAAUGGCUUGGCUCAACUCAAGCGAACAAAAUUUGGACAAGUAGACUUAGGUUAUGUUCUUGGUGUUGGGGGUUUUGAUUUGGAGAGGAUAGAGAGUGCCAUCGAGGUUGAAGGUGCAAAGGAAGAUCAUAAUGAUCAUACCCAUGAUCAUCAUCAUGAGCAUGAUCAUGGGCAUGAUCACCAUGAUCAUGAUCAUGAACAUCACCAUGACCACCACUCCCAUGAUCAUACUCAUGAUCCAGGUGUUUCUUCGGUCAGCAUAGUUUGUGAAGGGAGCUUAGAUCUUGAGAAGGCUAAUAUGUGGCUUGGUACAUUGUUGAUGGAACGAAGCGAAGACAUAUACCGAAUGAAGGGUCUUUUAUCUGUUCAGGGAAUGGAUGAGAGAUUUGUUUUCCAGGGAGUUCAUGACAUAUUCCAAGGUUCACCUGAUCGGUUAUGGGGCGCAGAUGAACCAAGAAUUAACAAGAUAGUUUUUAUAGGAAAGAACUUAGAUGCAAAAGAACUAGAGAAUGGCUUUAAAAGCUGUUUGCUGUGAUUACUAAACUACGGUUUCAGUAACAUGUAUUACCAUUUGUCACUAUCACAUUUGAGUAAUGUCUUUUGGCUCAUCAUCUUGUUUUGGUUUAUUUUUAAUAGAAAAGCUGUCUUCUGGUCUUCGAGUUAUGUAUCAAAAACCCUUUUUUUUUGUAUAAUCUAAAACCAAAGUUGGAAGAACAAGAACAAAUUAUUAAUGUUCC